AUGAAGAAGGAAAUUUUAGAGGAUGCGUUUACAAACUUGGAAGAAAAUCCCACUGCCACUAAAGACAAGAAAUUCGCAUCGUUCCUGCCAAGUUGUGGAGGCAUAGAACGCGUUUCAGAAGGAGGAGAAAGAAAAAGUAUCCACAAAGGGAGUAAUAAGAGUAAUAUAGAUACGAAAGAGGCGAAUAGGGAAAACAAAGAACUCGGUUGUUGUAACGAUUUAGCGAAUGGCAAGAUUGAAGUGGCUGCUUCUGUCCAGUCCACUGAUGGUGAUAAAUCGAAAUGCACAAAUGAGGGAGACCUUACAAAAUAUGCUUCGAAAAUAUGGUGUAGUAAAAAAUGUGCUAAUGUGCCAAAGUUGGAUUUGGGACUUGCGCUGACUUUACCCAAUAGGGGGGAAUACUUACGAAAAAUGAUCGAUAAAAGAGGUGUUGCUAAAAAUGGCAAAGUUGGUAGGAAGAAAAAGGAAGGAAAAAGGAUAAAUCUAAAUAAAAAUAAUGACCACUUAGAAAGAGAUGCCAGUGAGCUAUCAAAAGGUACACUUCCCUGCGAUGAGAAGAGGAGUCAUGUUAGCAUUCAAAUUGGUGGUGCUAGCAGAUUAGGUCAUUCAAGCCUAAAUGAAGAGAGAAAAAAGGGGAACCUCCCACCAGACGAACCAGAAUUAGACAGUAGUGAAACAGACACGUCCUUAAGUAGAGAGCUUAAGAAGGAUUCCCAAAUGAGUAGGAAGCGUAUUUGUAAAAGUUCAACAAUUCUUUCGCCCAGAAAGCGUCUCGGUAGAAAUCAAAAGAGUAGUGAAAAAAUAGCGCACGAAAGGUCAACGUCCGAUUCGAGUAAUGGACCAGAAAGAAGGAGGAUGUUUAUCGAGCAUUCGAGGAGGAAGACAGUAUACAAUGGGGAGCCCAAGAAAAAGCGAUUAGGGAAAAAUAAAGCAAAACUGAAGAAAUGUUCUAUGGAUUCUUUCGAUACGGGGAAAGGACACAACUUCACGCGUGAAAAGGGAAAAGUGGACGGUGAAAAGGAAAAAGUGCAUCGUGAAAAGGGAAAAGUGGAUCGUGAAAAGGGAAAAGUGGAUCGUGAAAAGGAAAAAGUGGAUCGUGAAAAGGAAAAAGUGGAGCUUGAAAAAUGGGAAAAUAAAUCGAACAGUGGCAGAUUAGGGGGAGACUCUUCAGAAGGGGGCAUUUUGGAGAGGAAGAAAAAAAAGGGAAAAUUGCCCCUACCGAAAGGGAGUGAGCAGUUUGAAUGUUAUGUGAACAGUAGAGGAAACAAAACGAAGGCAGCGAAAUAUCAAGGGGGUAAGGUAACCUCUGUGGAGUCCUCAAAAUAUGACACGGACGAAAGUAGUAGCAGUGCUGAUUUGAGGCCAAAUUACGAGGGACAUCACGUGCAUGGUAGCAAAAAGGAGGACGAACAGGUACUAGAAGAGAGACCUUUAGGGAUGUCCAAGCUGUCCAAGAAACGCUUUCAUUUUUGCAAAGAGGAAGGAGAUGAAGAGAAACUUAAAUUGUGCGAAAAGCAUCAUUCCGUUGAAAAAGUAGAGUAUGACCAAAAAGGAGAAUAUUUUUUUAGCGACAAGUGCAGGGAGAUGCAUGCAAAUAUGGCAGAGGAGAAUUUGAAAAAUUGUGUCAGUCCAGACAUGAUGUCUAAAAGGAUUCUUGGGGGAGAACAGGACCAUCAGUACACCAGAAAAGGAGAAGGUUCCAAUGAGGACUAUUCCUAUGUAUCCCUAGAAAAAGUUUCUAAAAAUGGAGAGCAUAACUUCUACUUUCGAAAGAGCAGAUACACCAAUUUAAGGGGAAAACUUAUUCGACUGAGCAGCGUAGGUGAUGGGGGGGAGGUGCACAAUGAAGCAGAUUUGUCCAAUUCGGUGAGAUAUUCCCAAAUUGGCUACUUCAGCGGGGGUGAGCACUACUCAGAUUUCAGCGAGGUGGGAGAGCACUAUGAUGGUCGGAAUGACGACAAAUAUCGCUUUCCAUUUUUCGACGAAAUGUAUGAAGGUGGAAAAUUUGCAGGAGAGGUUGACCUCCCCGGGGGGGACUCUUCUGUCCUGGAAAAGGGCAACCCCAGUGGGAGUGUCAGCGGAAGGGGAAGCGGUAAGGGUGAGCUCUAUUUAGCCUUUCAAGAAUCAGCGCACAGGGAGGAGAAGUCGCUCCCAGAUGAGUCACUACACAGUAAGCCGCCUCUUAGCAAUGUGGAGAGGGAACUUAACGACGACGCACAUUUGAGAAGACUUGAAUACGUUCGGGGGCAGAUUUGCAGAAUAUUGAAAAAGGAAAACUGGGAUGGUGAAGCCGAAAGUGUGUUAAACCUUUUCUUCAGGUACGUGAAGCUAGAGGGAAGAUUUGGCAAAAAUGACCACACACUGAUUGGGAAGGAUAUAAAAAGGGAUAAAAUGGCAGACUUAGGAAGGGGGGAAAAUGGGGGUGUGGACAAAUUGAAAAGGGUCUAUUUGGAUGACGCGCCAAAGAGCCUGCCGCUGACCAUGCUAAUAGUAAGAAACUACGAGGAGGGGCAUCUGCAUCAGCAGCAGCAGUGGAAGGAGAGGAACGAAAAGGUAAGCGUAAGAUACAAAGUCGAGUUGACAGGUGUGAAAAAUCCCAUGGGGAUAAAGAAAGCAAUCGAGAAGGAAAAAAAACUGUUUUCAAGGAUAGAAAGGAUAUAUGAUUUUUGUGCUUUAGAUGGAGAGGUGUGUGGAGAACAGUAUGACAAUAACAUAGUGGACCGGUUUAUUCCAUUUCCUAACAUGGGGUGGAGUUGUUCCAAGGACGGUUAUCAAGAAAAGGUGGUAAGUGAUCACUCUGCGUGGGCUCAGGAAAGGAAACGCGUCUUUUUCGAUGAUGAGCAGGAGAAGCUCAUUAAUUCUGACAGGAGCCACGUGGGCGGAAAAGGCCUCAUGAUUGAUGAUGCCCUUUUAGGGGUUCCAAAAAAGGGGGGAACUAACAAUGCUAAUAAGUUUGAAAAGAAAUCCCCUUUAGCCAAAUGGAAUGUUAAAGUGUAUACCAAAUCGAUAAAGCAGCCUGGCGGAAAAAAAAACGCUCUUUUGAAAAAGGGUCCAAAGGGUGCACCUAUCCAUUUUGAUAGAAAGGGCUCUCUGAAACAUCACUUUAGGAAAGGUGGAGUACCUGUUGUAGGUGGGAAGGCCGAAGGAAAUGCAAUCCGAAUUGGCAUGUCUAAAAAAUCCCCCCUACCGAGAAAAUCUGCAUUAGAAGGGAGUUAUCCAAAGAGUAAAGUAGUUAAAUGGGGAAAGGGACAUCAUGUGACUAACUUUAAAGAGUAUCUUACAAAAAUGAGAAAUCCACAAGGAGGUGACAAAACAAAGGAACCUUUUCCAAAAGGUGGACAAAAGAGGGAGGACUUAAGAGAUACACAACGGAGGUCUCCUUUAUCCAGUUCUAUCUUAAAAAUCGUAGAUGAUAAGAACGAUGAGAAAAUUAUUACAAAAAGUUUUUUUCUACCAAGGGGGGGAGAACCAGAAGUGGUUAAGCGAGAAAUUUGGAACCGUUCAAAAGGUGAACUGGGUUCGUAUAGGAAGUUAAAAAGCUCCGUAGGACAUGUCUUUAAAAGGGGAGGAAGUAAGAGAGACGAAGACUUCAAACGUGUGAGUGAGCCCUCGAGGGAUGUGCUGGACACUCAGGGCAGUGCACAUAAUGGUUCCCAAAAGAGUCAUCAUGAAGCGGUGGAGAGAAAAGAAAAAGUAGGAUUUUAUAAAAGUAAAAAUUUUGGAGGGAAAAAAGAACAUAAGGAAGGAGGAAACAAAAAAGGAGCCUCUAACACGUUUGGAGAUUCAUAUGCGGGGAAGAACAAUCGGGAUGGUGACCACCCCCGUAGUGGGAGCUUUAAGACGGAUAGGCAAAAUUGCAAAGCAAUUGAGAAGGGACCCCAAAGUCUGGAUGAAGGAGGCUCAUCGGGGAAACCUCCUCGAAGGGAAGAAGAACCGUCCUCAAAUGAAAAGGAGGAAGGCACUAAAAAGUUGCAUGCAGAGGGGAAAAGCGAGGAAGGUGCUAAAAAGUUGCAUGCAGAGGGGAAAAGCGAGGAAGGGUUAAGUUCGACAUCUAAGGAUGAAAAAAGGAAAAAGGAAGAAAAAGCAAGCUAUAACAGUAGGAGAAGCGAGGGGAUGGUUGAUAAGGCUCACCCUAGUGCGAUAGAACGAUUUUAUAAGCUUUCCAAGCGUAGCAAGGUGGGAAAGAAGGGAGCGGAGGGAGGCGGUUUAGAACAAGAAGCGGAGGGAGGCGAUUUAGAAAAUAAAGCGGAGGGAGGCGAUUUAGAACAUAAAGCGGAGGGAGGCGAUUUAGAACAUAAAUCGGAUACGCUUAAGAAGGAAGGAUCGCCUCGAAAAUUACUUAGGCCUAUUGAGGUAGCACUCCCAAGGAAAAACAGUCUUAGACAAAAGGGUGCCCUCACAGGGGGGAGGAGCAUAUCACACAUUGUGAGCAAACAUGGGAAGGAAAAGAAGCAGAAUUGUGAUUUGGACCCAUCAGCAGAGAACAAAAUUGGCAGAGGUAAGGACGAAAAGGGCAACACUGCAAAAGGGUUUAGUAAGAAGGACGAAUUUUAUGAUUUUACCAAAUUGGGGAAAAAGGUCAAGGAAAAUAUUUCCCCCCUAAUGGUGGCAGAAGAGGAGCGGGGUCCUUUAAAGUCUCAUCAAGGGAAAGGGAGGAGCCCCCUAAGUGUGAGCAAUAAAAAUGAAAUAAGGUUGACUGCCUCCCCCCACGAGGCGAGCCAUAUGUUUAAUGCUCCCAGGAAGGAAGGCACUCAAAAGGGGAAUAACGCCAAGCAGACAACGAACCUGGUGGGACGCCAAAAAAGCAGUCGUAUCGGUCUAGGGGGAAAACCAUCUCCCCGCGCAAUGGGCUCGUUUCCACACAAAAUGACGCAGAGCCAAAUGGACAAACCGGUUUUAAAAAAUGAAGAAGGGAUGGCAAGAAAUUCGAACUAUGUCGAUUUAAGGCAUAUUGAAUGCUCCAAGAGCACCCUCGAAUUUUUUCUUGAAAAAAAAUAUCUCAAAAGAAAUAGUCCAGAGCGAGGAGCGAGAGUUGUCCAAACUGUUUGCGAUGAGAAGACGAAGAAAUGCAAAAAAAAUUUCAAACAGGAAGAACGCAAAUCUGAAGGAAGCACCAGAAACAGAUCAGUUCUCAAAUCUGAGUUGGAUUGAAUGACACACGAAAAGGACGAAAAGGGCGAAACGAAACUUAAAAGACCAAGUCACGUCCACUCGAGCAAAAGCAGCCUUAGUUAUAGGCUAACAAACGUUGUUCGAGUCAAACGAAACCUUUACUUUAGUGACAGCGACGUGGAACGUUUGCCAAGUAUGGAUUCCACGGGAAGACAAGACAUGGGAGCGAGUUUUACGGGAGAGGAGGAGGAAACGCAGUCAGACAUCGGUGUGGAAGAGAGAGCAGCAAGGGGGGUGGACGAGAGGGCAGAAAAAAGGGUGGGUGAGCAGACCGGUCAAACAGGGGACCAUAAAAGUGAUCAACCAACGGUCACACACAAGGACAACCAAGAAGAUGCAGGUAAAAUCGUCAAGACCCUCUACAAAGCUCCCGGGAAGAAGGCCAAACAGACAGAGCAUAUGUUAACCAUUAAAGUAAAUAUCAUCACGGUGCUCCUACACAGCUCGUAUGUUAAAAGAAUAAACAUGAACGGAAGUUACAACAUAGAGGUGACUAUUUAUUCGUCCAGUGAUAGGAAGACCAUCGAGAAAAAUUGCAGGAAGGAGACCUUUCCAUGCUACUUCACAUCGCACACGAGCGGCAUAGGCUUAAGCUCUGAUGCGUUCAAGAAGAUUGACGCAAUUUGCGAAAGCGAAUCGAAGCAGUUUUUCAAACUGGUUGUAUCUUGUCGUCGGGAGAGGUCCUUCCUCAAAAAGGAGAUCACAAGAAUUUACAGCAGGACGUUUGAGGCGCCCAUAGAACUGAAAACCUACUCCCUGAGUAGAAACAAGAAGUACGCCUCCGAAACGGGGAGCUCAAACGACGAUCUGUACGAGAUGAAUGGUAAUGUGGGCGGAAGCACGCGUGCUGCGUAG
This is a messenger RNA of Plasmodium cynomolgi strain B, 6027 nucleotides long. RefSeq lists its product as hypothetical. The transcript is spliced from 5 exons. The coding region runs from base 1 to 5151 and encodes 1716 amino acids. Lineage: Eukaryota; Apicomplexa; Aconoidasida; Haemosporida; Plasmodiidae. The record is from RefSeq and is a predicted model, not a curated record.